Messenger RNA from Hirundo rustica (Barn swallow), 1833 nucleotides. It is a transcript of the gene TFAP2A, whose product is annotated as transcription factor AP-2 alpha. NCBI's taxonomy places the organism in Eukaryota, Metazoa, Chordata, Aves, Passeriformes, Hirundinidae. Gene Ontology annotation, biological process: regulation of transcription by RNA polymerase II; regulation of cell population proliferation; anatomical structure development. Gene Ontology annotation, cellular component: nucleus. Bases 1 to 1425 code for a protein of 474 amino acids. The record is from RefSeq and is a predicted model, not a curated record. The transcript is spliced from 7 exons. Gene Ontology annotation, molecular function: DNA-binding transcription factor activity, RNA polymerase II-specific; RNA polymerase II transcription regulatory region sequence-specific DNA binding.
AUGGACGGGGCGGCGGCGGCGGGCGGUCCCGCGGAGCCCACCCCGCGCAAAGGCGGCGGCGGUGCGGCCGAGGGCGGCAAGAACCAAGCGGGAAGCGAGCAGCCGCUCUUCUCCCUGGGCUUUGAGGCCGGCUACGCGCAGCAGCCGCAGCCCGAGGAGCGCCACGACAGUACCAGCAACGGGACAGCCCGGCUACCCCAGUUGGGGACCGUGGGUCAGUCUCCCUACACCAGCGCCCCACCGCUCUCCCACACCCCCAACGCCGACUUCCAGCCCCCUUACUUCCCCCCCCCUUACCAGCCCAUCUACCCCCAGUCUCAGGACCCCUACUCCCACGUGAACGACCCGUACAGCCUCAACCCCCUCCAUGCCCAGCCGCAGCCCCAGCACCCAGGAUGGCCGGGACAGAGGCAGAGCCAGGAGACGGGGCUGCUCCACACGCACCGGGGUUUGCCCCACCAGCUCUCGGGGCUCGACCCACGCAGGGACUACCGGCGGCACGACGACCUGCUGCAUGCCCCGCACGGGCUGGGCUCGGGACUGGCCGACCUGCCCCUCCACUCCAUCCCCCACGCCAUCGAGGACGUGCCGCACGUAGAAGACCCCGGUAUUAACAUCCCAGAUCAAACUGUAAUUAAGAAAGGCCCCGUGUCCCUCUCCAAGUCUAACAACAACGCCGUCUCCUCCAUCCCCAUCAACAAGGACGCGCUCUUCGGCGGGGUGGUGAACCCCAACGAGGUCUUCUGCUCGGUGCCGGGCCGCCUCUCGCUGCUCAGCUCCACCUCCAAGUACAAGGUCACGGUGGCGGAAGUGCAGAGACGCCUGUCGCCGCCCGAGUGCCUCAACGCCUCCCUGCUGGGCGGGGUGCUCCGGAGGGCAAAGUCUAAAAACGGAGGGAGAUCUCUGAGGGAGAAACUGGACAAAAUAGGAUUAAACCUGCCAGCCGGGAGGCGUAAAGCUGCUAACGUUACCUUGCUCACAUCACUCGUGGAGGGAGAAGCAGUACAUCUAGCUAGAGAUUUUGGGUACGUUUGUGAGACAGAAUUUCCUGCCAAAGCAGUAGCUGAAUUUCUCAACCGACAACAUUCCGAUCCAAACGAGCAAGUCACAAGAAAAAACAUGCUUCUAGCUACAAAACAGAUCUGUAAAGAGUUCACCGACCUGCUGGCUCAGGACCGAUCUCCCCUGGGGAACUCGCGGCCCAACCCCAUUUUGGAGCCGGGCAUCCAGAGCUGCCUGACCCACUUCAACCUCAUCUCACACGGCUUUGGGAGCCCGGCGGUGUGUGCUGCUGUCACCGCCCUGCAGAACUAUCUCACCGAGGCGCUCAAGGCCAUGGACAAAAUGUACCUCAGCAACAACCCCAACAGCCACACAGACAGCAGCACCAAAAGCGGCGACAAAGAGGAGAAACACCGAAAGUGAGGAUCUCCCCCACACACACUCCUCUCCCUUCCCCCUCAUAGCCCAUCGAUCCAUUCAUCUCCCUCCUCCCUCUCCCCAGCACCCCAGGCUACAGCAACAGAAUGAGCGUCCUUCUGCCAGUCCUGUUCUCUGACUCUGCAGGACUGCUCUGCCCUCUCUCCACACCCCUUCCCAGCAUCCACAUUUCCAUUUGCUCCCACUUAAAUUCCCCCCUCUUUCCACUGCCACCAUCGUUUUAACCCAGUUUGGAGCCUAAGAGAACAGAACAGGGGGACGGAGCCAGCAAUGAAAAAAAGUUCUGUGUUGAGUUUGUGAACUUUUUUUUUAAAUAAAACAAAAGGAGGAAAAAAAAAAACCAACAAAAAAUAAAACAAAAAAGGACUUUUUUUCUAAAAAUAUAUUAAAAAA